Messenger RNA from Rosa chinensis, 1655 nucleotides. Its product is annotated as endochitinase EP3. Lineage: Eukaryota; Viridiplantae; Streptophyta; Magnoliopsida; Rosales; Rosaceae. Gene Ontology annotation, biological process: carbohydrate metabolic process; cell wall macromolecule catabolic process; chitin catabolic process. The record is from RefSeq and is a predicted model, not a curated record. The transcript has 3 exons. Bases 690 to 1553 code for a protein of 287 amino acids. Gene Ontology annotation, molecular function: chitin binding; chitinase activity.
GUUCGAUCAUUGAAAAUCCUCAAAAAAGAUGCCUGAAACCAAUUAACUUUUCAAGGAAGGAUUUUAGAGGAAAACGGAAGAGACACUAAUCCAUGUUUGUGUUGUAGUGGGCGACUGAAUAUGAUACCAAGAACAGCUUGUGACGAAAUGUCCAACUAGGAAAUCUCAUGAGAACUAGUGGAGACUAAUUCAAUGCGGCUGCGUAGUCGAGUGGCACUGUUUCUACCGAGUAAUUGAGAAUGAGAUAUAUAUGCAUUGGUCCUCUACCUCUAGGCGUGCGUUCCUGGUCGUCUCAUUCAUGUCACUUUCCACAUUUGGAUGCCGAUUUGCAAAGGAGGCUACAAUGUUGACCUUCUUUGUAUGUUUGACUAUGCAAUUUUCACAUGUUAUGUUAUUGGUUUGAUGUCCAUAGAGGCUGGAUCACAAAGUCCAGAAUAAAUGGAUGGAGAAAAUGAAUAAUUGGCACAAGUCAGAAGUCUCCCCUUUGAUCACUUCCAUCACGUCUAGAAAGUUGGUUCUAUGUAGGUACGUCCCCACCACUAAUUUCGAGCUCUUAACAGUAGCCCAUCUAUUCCUUCAUAAAUAUUCCACUAUAAAUAACCAACCAACGCUCCACCUUAAUUCAUCUGCAAUAUCCGAUCACCCCUCUUCUUCAUUCUACCCAGCUCUUGGCUACCACACAAAUCAACAUGGGUUCACCUGCUUUCUUUUGUGCAAUACCGAAAAACUUACGGAAGCAGCAGCAGCUUGUCAUUGUGGCAGGAAUAGCUCUGGUGCUAGUCCUAUGUGUAAGUGUAGUUGAGGGUCAAAAUUGUGGUUGUGCUGCGGACCUGUGCUGCAGCCGAUACGGCUACUGUGGCACCGGCGACGACUACUGCGGGACGGGAUGCCAAGCGGGGCCUUGCAAAACGGCGCCUCUACCUCCCAGUACCAGUGAUGUUCCGGUGGCCGACAUCGUGACCCCGACAUUCUUCAACGGGAUAAUUGAUCAAGCGGAAGCAAGCUGUGCCGGAAAGGACUUCUAUUCUCGGGCUACGUUCCUUGAUGCUCUCGAGUUGUUUGAUCAGUUUGGUAAGAUUGGUUCCCUUGAUGAUUCUAAACGGGAGAUCGCCGCCUUCUUUGCCCACGUCACCCAUGAGACUGGACAUUUUUGCUACAUAGAAGAGAUAGACGGAGCAUCAAAAGACUACUGCGACGAGACUAACACGGAAUAUCCAUGCAAUCCGAACAAAGGUUAUUACGGCCGGGGACCCAUCCAACUAUCGUGGAACUUCAAUUACGGUCCGGCCGGAGAAAGUAUUGGGUUCGACGGACUAAAUUCCCCUGAAAGCGUGGCUAAUGACCCACUCAUUGCUUUUCAGACUGCAUUGUGGUUUUGGAUGAAAAAUGUUCGCCCGGUCAUUGUUGAAGGGUUCGGGGAAACUAUCCGAGCCAUUAAUGGUGCGCUUGAAUGCGAUGGUGGAAACCCUACUACUGUACAGAAACGCGUCGACUACUACAUUGAUUAUUGUAACCAACUUGGUGUUGCCCCCGGUGACAACCUUACUUGCUAGCUACUUAAUAUGGUAGUUAGUUUAGUAGUAGCUAGCUAGGGCCAUAUAUAACAUGAAAAAUAAUAAUAAACUGCAUGAAUAAUACAAUCUAAAUUACAAAUA